This is a messenger RNA of Aspergillus oryzae RIB40, 309 nucleotides long. Its product is annotated as sterol homeostasis protein ARV1. NCBI's taxonomy places the organism in Eukaryota, Fungi, Ascomycota, Eurotiomycetes, Eurotiales, Aspergillaceae. The record is from RefSeq and is a predicted model, not a curated record. Bases 1 to 309 code for a protein of 102 amino acids. Gene Ontology annotation, biological process: intracellular sterol transport; sphingolipid metabolic process; sterol metabolic process. The transcript is spliced from 2 exons. Gene Ontology annotation, cellular component: cortical endoplasmic reticulum; Golgi apparatus.
AUGCCCAUCUGCAUCGAGUGCUCGUACCCCGUGUCGCACUUGUACAGCACUUACAGCCGUGCCGACGAUCGCUCGUUAGGUAAAGGCGUGCGCUUGACACAAUGUCCACGCUGCCAGCGAUUUGCGGAUAAGUAUGUUGAAUAUGACUUUGUCGUGAUCUUCAUUGAUCUCGUUUUGAUCAAGCCGCAGGCUUGGAGGCGACAACGACCAAUUCGAUGUAUGUCCAUUAUCCUUCAUUCGCUCUCUUCUCUUGUCUAUUGUCUCCUUAAAAUUGAAAUUCUCCAACUAACCAAAUUGUUUGUUCGCUAG